Pleuronectes platessa (European plaice) is the source of this 4462-nucleotide messenger RNA. Its product is annotated as phosphatase and actin regulator 1. The record is from RefSeq and is a predicted model, not a curated record. Gene Ontology annotation, molecular function: actin binding. The transcript has 13 exons. The coding region runs from base 325 to 2178 and encodes 617 amino acids. Lineage: Eukaryota; Metazoa; Chordata; Actinopteri; Pleuronectiformes; Pleuronectidae. Gene Ontology annotation, biological process: stress fiber assembly; cell motility.
GGGAGGGAGAGGAGUGGAGUGGAGAGGAGAGGUGGACGCUGCCAUUCACCGAUCACCCUGCCUCGCUCUUAUUAUUAGCUCCCUCAGAUCCGCUCGCAGGGCUCUAGCUCUCCUCCUCCGAGCAGCAGCGGUGGAUUUGGCGUUGCGCACACAAACGAUUGGGAUCUCAGGUAAAGGUGCAGGGACGCAGCCGGGGGAAGGGACUGCUUUUGCGGGGUCAAUGGACGCGGCUGCUGCGGGUCAGGCUUAGUUAGGGCUCGAUUGACGGGGCCCUUUUAAUUUUGAAAAGCCACUCCUGUGCGUGUGUGCGCCGAGGCUCCCGCGAUGUUCAAGACGGCCAACUACCCGACGGUGGACCCCGCGCCCACCAUCAUGCACGGCACCUGGUUCUCCACGGGCUGCCGGCAGAGCGCCCCCGUGGCGGUGGAGAAGCCCAAGAAGAAGCCGUUCAGCCUGGGGAAGAUCAUGUCGCUCAGCGGCGGCGGUGGAGGUGGUGGUGGUGGCGGCGGCGGGAGGAAGGGGCACGGCAACUACCCGCACCACAACAACAACAUGCCCUUCACCAUCCACUGCCACAUCGGGAAAGAGAUCAAGCACAUCUGCAGCAACUGCAGCCGCGGGAACGACACGCAGGACGCUGAGGAAGUCGAGAGGGUGGCCGCCAUGCGCUCCGAGUCCAUGCUCUCCGGCAGCCACACUCCGCCCAUCCGCCGUCGCAGCAAGUUCGCCACCCUGGGACGUCUCCUGAAGCCGUGGAAGUGGAGGAAGAAGAAGAGUGAGAAGUUCAAGCAGACCUCCGCCGCGCUGGAGAGGAAGAUGUCCAUGCGACAGAGCCGAGACGAGCUGAUCAAGCGAGGAGUGCUGAAGGAGAUCUUUGAAAAAGCAACCGUUGAAUUCCGGUCCUCGAUGGACGGUGGCGUCUUCCCUCAGGAGUCCUCUCUUAAGACGUCCAUGGUCCUGCCGACCAAGAAAUCGGUCACCUACUCGAGUGACCUUCAGGACAUCCCCCCCAAGCCGCCGAUGUACCAUAAACAGCCUCCUGCUCUCCCUCCAAAGCCUUUCUCCAGGAUCUCCAACCAUAGCACAGAUUCUUGCCAGCCCAUGAAGUUGCUCUGCAUGCCCGGAGGAAAGCACUCUCCACCUCUGCCGCCCAAGAAAGUGAUGAUCUGCGUGCCCACUGGGGGGCUGGACUCCUCGGUCUCCCCGUCCCCGUCGCCCAACCCCCUCAGCGCUCUCCAAAGGUGUGCCCCUCCGCACGGCAUGUCCCUCCACCACGGCAGCCUGCUGCCCUCUCAGCUCGUCGGCCUCUCCGGCCUCCACCAGAGCCACGGCCACCCGUUCCAGCUGCAGUACGGCAGCUUGCACGCGCCCAGCCGCAUCAUCGAGGAGCUCAAUAAAACCCUGGCACUCUCCAUGCAGAGGUUUGAAAGCUCUGCGUUUCACAGCGGCGGUCACUGUCUGCCCCUGGACAGAAGGGAAGUGCCGUCUGUGAUCAUCGACUACGAGGACGACAAGGAGAACAUGCCCAACGAGUCGGACUACGAGGACCUGCCCAGCAUGUACAAGGACGAGGAGGACGAGCUGGACGACGAAGAGGACGACGAGGAUGACGACACCAUAUUUACAAGUUCCCUGGCUCAGAAGGUGCUGAGGAAAGACUCCCUGGCCAUCAAGCUGAGUAACCGUCCGUCCAAACGAGAGCUGGAGGAGAAGAACAUCCUGCCCAUGCAGACGGACGAGGAGAGGCUGGAGUCUCGGCAGCAGAUUGGCACCAAACUCACGAGGCGCUUGAGUCAGAGGCCCACCGCAGAUGAGCUGGAGCAGAGGAACAUCCUCAAACGCAGCAGGGGCUCCCCGAAGAGUCAUGUCCAGAGAGACGGGGCUCGCAAUGAACUAGACGAAAUGGAGGAGAAGAGGGAGAUCAAACGGAGGCUAACGCGGAAGCUGAGCCAGAGGCCCACUGUAGAGGAGCUGCGACAAGCCAAAAUUCUCAUCCGGUUCUGCGACUACGUGGAGGUGUCAGAUGCCCAGGACUACGACAGGAGGGCAGAUAAGCCCUGGACCCGGCUCACAGCAGCCGACAAGGCAGCUAUUCGCAAGGAACUCAACGAUUUCAAGAGCAACGAGAUGGAAGUGCACGAGUCAAGUCGCCAUUUAACCAGGUUUCACCGACCAUAGUAGACCCCCACUGUCUCGAGCAGUGCCAGAGUGGCGCUCUCCUCCACUGAGAACCUUAAGUGCUGGACAGUAAAAAUGGUGCCCGUUUCUACAAUAAGGCCAUGUCUUCUGAAAUGCCUUUUCAAGACCCACACAACUGAGUCGGUACUACACCGCAGGAUGCAGACACCCACACCUCCAUCCACCGUAGUAGCACAUAAUGACUCCAGUUGUUCAACAUCGGCCCUCUGUGGACUCUGCUCCACUGUCUCUCUGAACCUCCCUGCUGAGCUCUGUGGCAGGCGCUCAGUUCUGCAGCGAUUCGGACAGCCGGAGUUAUUAUCAUCUUCUUCUUUUUAGUUGGCACCCGCGACUGCACCUUCGCUUAAUCGAUGACACCAGUGGACUUGUCUCAGUGGACGUGUUUUUAUCCUGCCCUAUUUAUUAUGCUGUCACUCUGAACUCCUCUUCCUCCAAAGGACGACUCUGUGCCAGGAGUUCACCACAUCAGCUGGAGAUCCAUCUUCACUGCACCUGCUGGGAGCUGCUUAGAAAGACACACAGGAGGGAGGGGAGGGGUCCAACAUUCAAAUCAUGUGCAAUAUGUUUUUUUUUUUCACCCCUUCUGCUUUUCCGAGACUAUAGCACCCCCUGGAGCCCCCUCUGUGUCAUUACCACCUAGUCCUAACUUCUUCACUCAUAGCGCGCUAUUCUCACUGUACUGACUAUGUUGUCAUCUAAUUGCUAACUGUGAAUCUGGGAGUGUGGGCGACGUCUGCACUCUCUCCUAAUGUACAUUUUGUUUAUACUAAGGAAGGACAGAUAAAGAAGAUUGAGCAGGUUUCAUUCAUGUCAGAGUCUUAUGAAUUUAACUAAUGUAAAAAUUGCAGCUGGGAGAUAUAUUCUGGUUCAAGUGUGUGUGGAUCAUUUGUGUUUUAUAUAUUUUUUUUAAUAGAGGCAAUUCAUUUACAUGUUUUACAUGUUCCAGCUCUUUGGUAGAUACUUUUUAAUAUCAGAAUACCAAGAGACAGGCUCACCGCUUUAUUAUCUUACUUUUUUGUGUGUUUGCUGCAGUGUGUUGUAAUGAUCUUUGCUCAUAAUGUGCAUUGUAUUAUACACUUUACUUUUAUACUCAUGUUGUGCUAAGUUUUUGACCAAGCAAUAUCUGCUGUUUGUAGAGUAAAGGUUAAACUGCAGGUGUCCCCCCCCCCCCCCACAUUUUUUUACUGUGCUUAUACACUAUACGUCUCACUUCAGGGUUUCAUUUUUCUUUUAUACUUUUGCAAAGCUUUAUUCAGGAGGAUGUUUUUCAGAUUUUUUUCUUGAUGGAUCCAAAAAAAUAACUAAUAACCUGCCUCUACGACAGCUCAUUCAAUUCUAAAAUCUGUCCCAGGACACGAUGCAUUCUCUCGUCAAAAACACAGAUUCUAUGAGUCAGGAUUUUUAAAUUUCUAAUGCUAAAGGUUCUUUGCACAUUUAAGAGUUCGGCUUUACAACGGUCACCGUUUCAAGUUCAGGGCCCCAGUUUGUAAAAUAUUGUUGAAUUUCUGAUCUGUGACCAGUUUGUCUCUUCACUUUUCAAAGUCUUGUUACCUGAUCAUGUACCAGUAUUCCAAUGCUCGUGAGCUUUAACUACACAGAAUAUUUUUAUUAUUUUUUACUGUCUUACUUUUAAAGUUGCAAUAUUGAAGUGCUUGUUUAUCAUGAGAGGUGAGAGACUGUUGGCUUCCCACUUUGAUGCAUCUGUCUGCAAAGGUUAACUUGUUUGAACGUCACGGUCUCAGCCAGUGAUGGAUGAAUGACCCAAUGUGAGAACUGAGAAAAUCAUUUUGCACUUUAUGGUCUGUAUGUGAAGUGUUGUGCGUUAAGUUCUUAUGAAUCAGUGCACAGUACAGUCUCAUGUCAUAUUAACCUUUUUUUUUUUUUAUCUACAUUUAUUUGGGUCACUAAAUAUCAGAUUUUGAAUCAGAAGAUUUGUUUUUGUUUUACAAGCUUCUGUUCGAUUCCAGCAUCAUCACGUCACCAUUUAAAAUUUUCACUCACAGUUUUAGUACAAUAGGAAUGAAUUUAUACAAAAUACACUCCAGUUCUCGUUUCCAGCUCCCGAGAGACGGCCCGAGCCGCAGGGCCGAGCAUGACGUUUUGCUGGAAUCAAGGAACAUGAAUUCAGCAAUAAUCUUGUUUCCUUUUGUAUGUCGAUGGAGCAAACUGAUGCAUUUGAAAGAGUUUUUUUUGUGUGUGUCACUUUUGAAAUACAGAACACCAUGUAAAGGAUAAAUCAUGCCAAUUAAAUUCCAUCUCUGAA